AUGGUCUGCGCAAAAUGCCAAAAGAAACUUAAAUCCACCGAGCUCGCCACCCCAGGCGUCAAGCGCAAAAGCGAGAUGUACUACGGCUCGCCCGCGACCUCUGUCGGCGGCGGCAGCGCGGGUGGCGAGUCCAAGAAGUCGACGCUGGGGAAUACGGGGAUAGGCAAGGUAGUUCCUCCUUCUGUUAUGGCAUAUGUAUGGUUGAAUCCCUACGCGGCGUACGCUUCGUCCUGUGAUCUGUGCAAGACCAAGACGGAACAGGGGAAGAAGUAUUGUCAGCGGUGUGCGUAUCAGAAGAAUGCUUGUCCGAUGUGUGGGAAGAGUCUGGCGGGCAAGUCCUCGAAGGACCAACCGGUGGUCCAAGGACAGAAGUUCAACUUGAAAUGA
This is a messenger RNA of Aspergillus terreus NIH2624, 387 nucleotides long. Its product is annotated as cysteine-rich PDZ-binding protein. The record is from RefSeq and is a predicted model, not a curated record. Bases 1 to 387 code for a protein of 128 amino acids. Lineage: Eukaryota; Fungi; Ascomycota; Eurotiomycetes; Eurotiales; Aspergillaceae. The transcript is spliced from 3 exons. Gene Ontology annotation, molecular function: microtubule binding. Gene Ontology annotation, biological process: cytoplasmic microtubule organization.